This is a messenger RNA of Cyprinus carpio (common carp), 3515 nucleotides long. RefSeq names its product solute carrier family 15 member 1-like. Lineage: Eukaryota; Metazoa; Chordata; Actinopteri; Cypriniformes; Cyprinidae. The transcript has 20 exons. The coding region runs from base 212 to 2053 and encodes 613 amino acids. Gene Ontology annotation, molecular function: dipeptide transmembrane transporter activity. Gene Ontology annotation, biological process: transmembrane transport; oligopeptide transport. The record is from RefSeq and is a predicted model, not a curated record. Gene Ontology annotation, cellular component: membrane.
UACCCUAUGGGCCCCUGGGUAUUAUCUAUCAGUCUUGCUCUUGUUCAUGUCAUAAAGCAGACAGGCCACAGUCCAUGUUAAUAAGACACACACACACACACACACACACCUGUUCCAGCUGCUCUUACUCAGACGUCCUGCCCUGGUCAGGUCCAUUCUAACACAGGUAUCCAGCAGGUCACACACAUAUACACACACUCCUGCUGCCAAUAUGCCAGACAAAAAGAUGGACGAGACUAAGAAAAAGAAGAAAAAGACAGCUGAGUGUUGUGGCUAUCCAAUCAGCAUUUUCUUUAUUGUGGUCAAUGAGUUCUGUGAGAGGUUUUCAUACUAUGGCAUGCGAGCUGUGUUGGUGCUGUAUUUCCGGUAUUUUCUGCUUUGGGAUGAUGACCUUGCGACCUCGAUCUAUCAUGCUUUUGUGGCAUUGUGCUACUUGACCCCCAUCUUGGGUGCCAUCAUUGCUGAUUCCUGGCUCGGGAAGUUCAAAACAAUCAUAUACCUGUCCAUAGUGUAUGCCAUUGGCCAGGUCACCAUGGCUGUCAGCACUAUUCAUGAUAUAACAGAUGCAAACAGAGACGGCACACCGGAUAACUUCACCUUCCACAUUCUGUUUGCCAUCAAAAACCGUUUCAGGCACAGAGGCAGCAGGUAUCCAAAGAGGGAACACUGGAUGGACUGGGCUGAUGAGAAAUAUGAUAAACUUCUUAUCGCUCAGAUAAAGAUGGUGUUGAAAGUGCUGUUCCUCUAUAUCCCUCUGCCCAUGUUUUGGAUGCUGUUUGAUCAGAAGGGCUCCCGCUGGACUCUCCAAGCCACCACCAUGAGCGGAGACUUCGGAGCGUUCAUCCUGCAGCCAGACCAGGUGCAGACUGUGAACCCCAUCCUGAUCCUCACCCUGGUGCCUAUUAUGGACCGGUUAAUUUUCCCUCUCAUCCAAAAGUGUGGUCUCAAUUUCAGCCCUUUGAAGAGAAUGACGGUCGGCAUGCUGUUUGCUGCCAUGGCGUUUGUUGCUGCGGCUCUGGUCCAGAUUGAGAUUGACAAAACAUUGCCAAAUUUCCCAUCAUCCUCUGAGAGCCAGCUAAAGGUGGUGAACAUAUACAACAAAACACUGAAUGUGACCAUCUCACCCAACAAAUAUCUUCUGAUAUACUCAUUUGAGAGCAGUGCAGAUUACAUGACGCUUGACCAUCAGGACAUCACAGUGUCCUUGAACACAAACCCUGUGAUCACUAAAGCUUUCAGUUUAAUCAAGGGGGGACGCCAGACCCUGAUCAUCCCCUCUAACCCAACCCUCAUGUAUCUGCAAGAAGACGUCAAGUCCAAACCAAAAGAAGGAAAGAAUAAUGUUAGGUUUGUGAAUGGCUGGACAGCUGAUCUGAAUAUCACUAAUUUGGAUUCCAUCGAACCAUCAGCCACUUCAAACUACACACUGGUUUCUCACGGGAAGCGGGAUUUCGUGCUCAGACAUGGUGAGCAGUGGUGUGAGUUUUCUCGGAAGUUUGGAUUCGGUGCCUCAUACACCUUCCUCAUCCCUAGCACCGUGUUCUCCACUGAUUGUGAGUCUAAAACAGAAGUUGAAGACAUGAAGCCCAACUCGGUCCACAUGGCUCUGCAGAUUCCUCAGUACUUCCUCAUUACCACAGGAGAGGUCAUGUUCUCAGUCACUGGCCUGCAGUUCUCAUACUCACAGGCUCCAAAGAAGCAGGCCGGAUGGUUGUGCACUAACGCCGUGGGAAACAUCAUUGUGCUGAUUGUGGCAGAGCUGGGAAAGCUUCCCAAACAGUGGGCAGAGUAUGUGCUGUUUGCAUCGCUGCUAGUGGCUGUGAGCAUCAUCUUCUCCAUCAUGGCUUAUUUCUACACCUACAUAGACCCAGCGGAGAUCGAGGCCCAGAUCAGGAAAGAGCAAGGGCUCGAGCCAGAGGAGAAGGAGAAAGAGACACUAGAAAUGGAGGAAAAAGAUGAAGGCCAGAAAAAUGAUCAGGAGGUCAAAAAAAAACAGGAUAUAAGAUUUGUGAAGAUUAGAUUAUGUUGGAAUAUGCUAAUAUAUACCCUUUAGUUCCAUAUUUAUUAAAAUAGGUAAACAGACAUAUUUGCAUCCAUUAUGUUAAAUUCAGUGUGACUGUUGGCUGUAAAACCCCGCUGAGUGAAUCAGAUAUAGCAUGAAAAAUGUAAAAACCUUCUGUCGUGAGGAUCUUUAGAUAUGAUUUAUGAUGCAGAUGGAUUCUGGAUGCAGAUGGUGUUUUUUUGUGUGAUCAGUUGCAUCUUGUGUGAUAUUUUUUUAAGCUAAUAAACAAUACACUAUGAAACAAUGGUCUUUAGCCUUCUGAGUUUAAGUAGCAGUUACGCAGAACGUAAUCUCAUAAUGCAUUGCAACAAUCUCAGUGAAAAAAAAUAAAUAAUAAUAAUCCGAGAUGGAUAUUAUAAAUGACCAAAUGGGUGUCCAUUUGGUCCAACAUAACCCCAUGCUGAAUUAGCAUUGUGGGCUGAAAUACAAAUUGACAUCAUGACUAAACCCAAAGGCGCAGUACAUAUGAGUACUGAUGCAUUAGGACAAUAAGAAAUAUAUUAAUAUUUUAACAAAGAACCAUUUUAAAGAUUGUCUUGCAGUGAUCAACUUAUCUCAACACCUGCACUUCAAUAGAGCACAACAGUCAGUUCUGAAAGUUUAAUAUACAGCAAAGAUAUCCUGCAGAGUUCAGCUCCAAUCUCAAUUAAACACACCUCAACUAGCCAAUGGAGGUGUUCAGGGCUACUUGAUAAUGACAGACAGAUGUGUUUGAUUGGGGUUGAAACUGAAACUACAGGAAGGCUCUCCAGAAGCAGGGUUGGAGACCCCUGAUACACACUAUGCGUCUGUAGAAGCCGCUAAUGCCACAAAAUGUGAUUUUAACUUGGGCUUAGGACUGAAUUCAAGAUCAACAACUACACCACCAAUAAUCCUGAAGAGAAAUCCACCAACAAAUCUGUCAAGUUGCAUGAAUUCAGCAAAUUGAUAUUUUGAUGAAACAGUUCAACAGCAGUCUCCCACACCUGUGAAUGAUGUAACUGAUUAAAUCAAUUAAACAGUUUAAAUAAGCAUUCAUUUUCACACUGUAAAUACUCCACAAAAUAUUUAAGAUUGAUUCGACUAAUUAUAAUACAUUAAAGGAAAACAGAAAGAUCCAAUUCCUCAUUCAUACCAUCUGGAGCCAGAGAUUUAAGUUCAUAGAUCCAAACUGUAUAAUUGUGAUAAUUAUGGGAUCAUAUGUAAUUCAUGUUCUAGCUAUGGGUAUGUUACACAAUGUAUUGGUGGACGUGAAGGUAGUGUUGUAUAAAACUGGAAAUUGUCCAGCAUUUAAAUGGAAUACGUGUGUUUUUAGAGAUUGAAGAUUGGUUAAUAAAUGAUGAAGUGAAUGUAAUUAAUGAUUUAAAAAGUGGGUGGAGGGAUUGAAUUGUUUAACACACUGAAGAAUGCUUUAAGUCGGAACAUUUGUGUUCUGGCCUACUGGUGAUUAAUAUAAAAUAAAACGCUAAAUAAA